AUGAACGAAUGGACGAAUGAAUGGUUGGAUAAAUGGAAUGAGAAUAGGAAAACGAAGGAGGGAGUAGGGGGGUGGGUGAUGGAGAAAAAAGAAGCUGUUGUUGUUGCUGCUGCUGCUGCUUAUGAUGGUGGUGAUAAUGAUGAUGAUGAUGAUGGUGAUGAUGACGUGGUGCUGAUGGUGCCGAUGAGGAGGAGGAAGAGGAAAAAAGGCAACGGAAAAGGAGGAGAAGAAAAAAGAAUUGAUUAA
Enterobius vermicularis (human pinworm) is the source of this 246-nucleotide messenger RNA. NCBI's taxonomy places the organism in Eukaryota, Metazoa, Nematoda, Chromadorea, Rhabditida, Oxyuridae. The record is from the annotation of a GenBank genome assembly.